GUGGGGAGCCCGGAUGUUGCUGUGGUAACGGACGGCGGUGUCGGCGGUGGCGGCGGCGGCGGCGUUCCUCCCCCACCUCCCCGUGUCCUUUCUGUGUCUCCGCGUUUACGGGAGGCGGCGUCAGCGUCGAGAGAUCGCAACAUGGAGCAUUGUUUCACAGAUGGACUUAAAACUAUUGGAGUGCCGUCCGAAUCUGAAUUGCACCAAGUGGAGCCAUCAACUGGCCAGCAAGUAUGGAACUCGGAAGGUGGUAGUAUGUGGCAAGUGACUGAUAUGACCCGCUUGCGUCGGUUUCUCUGUUUUGGUUCUGAGGGUGGGACGUACACCACCAAUGAGGAAAAGCUUGGAAAAGAAAAUGCUCAGGCAAUAUUGAGAUUGAUAGAAGAAGGUAAAGGGACUGAAGUCGUCCAGGAGAUAAAGACAUUUGGUAUUGAGGGAAGAGUGGCUACGCAAGAUCCUACUUUGUUCGCUUUGGCUCUUUGCACACAAUGCUCAGAUAUUUCUACAAAGCAAGCUGCCUACAAAGCUCUGGCUGAAAUCUGUCGCAUUCCAACCCAUCUAUUCACAUAUAUUCAGUUUAGAAAGGAUCUCAGUGGAGGAAUGAAAUGCGGUAUCUGGGGAAGAGCCCUGAGGAAAGCAGUGGCAAACUGGUACAACAGUAAAGAUGGGAUGUCUAUCGCUAUGGCCGUUACAAAAUAUAAGCGAAGAGCAGGAUGGUCACACAAAGAUUUACUUCGGUUGUCACAUCUGAAACCAGCUAAUGAAGAUCUCACUCUGGUCACCAAGUAUAUUAUGAAGGGUUGGAAAGAAGUUGAAGAAGCAUAUAAGGAUAAGGAAAACUCAGAUGGAAUUCAGCAAUUGUUGAAGUACUUCGAAGCUUUAGAGAGGGUAAAAAUGACCCAGGAUGAACAGGAGGUUGCUCAAUUGAUUGAGGAGUACAGGCUGGUCAGAGAGCACCUACUGACUAAUCACCUGAAGUCACGGGAGGUGUGGAAGGCAUUACUGAAGGAUAUGCCUAUUAUUGCAAUUCUCAAAAAUUUAGGGAAGAUGACUACAGAUUCCAUCCUUAAGCCAGGAAGUGAAGAGGUUACCAUGUUGUGUGAAAGGUUAAAAAAUGAGACUGUGUUAAAGAAGGCACGAAUCCAUCCAUUUCACAUUUUGGUGGCUCUUGAAACGUACAAAACAGGAAAAGGAAUCCGGGGAAAACUAAAGUGGAUCCCCAAUCCAGAAAUUUUAGUAGCACUAAAUCAGGCAUUUUAUAAAGCUUUUAAGAAUAUAGAACCAACGGGAAAGCACUUUGUAUUGGCUUUGGAUGUAAGCUCUUCAAUGUGCAGCCAGGUUCUAGGAUGCAGAGCUCUUUGUGCCUACAGUGUUGCAGCAGUUAUGUCAAUGGUUGUUACACAAACAGAAACCAAUUCUACAAUUGUUGCCUUUUCUAAUGAAAUGGUUCCAUUACAUAUCACUUCAGAGAUGGCACUGGAUGAAGUAUUAGCUGUGAUGCAUGCGGUUCCAUUUGGUUCUACUGACUGCGCUCUUCCCAUGUUAUGGGCCAUUAAGACAAAAACUGUUGCAGAUGUGUUCAUUGUCUUUACUGAUAAUGAAACCUAUUAUGGAAACAUUCAUCCUGUAGAAGCUUUAAGAGAAUACAGAAAGAAAAUGGGCAUUCCAGCCAAACUGGUUGUCUGUGGACUGGGUUCGAACAGUUUCGCCAUUGCUGACCCAGAUGACAGAGGCAUGAUGGAUGUCUGUGGUUUUGACGCUGGGGCUCUGGAAGUCAUUCGUAACUUCGCGUUAGAUUUGAUUUAAAUUUUGGAAGUAAACACCACUAAAUUAUCUAGUUCACAGAGUAAUUAUGUGCGAGGUUUCUAGGAUGGCUGAAUAGCAGACUCUCAUUAUGGGUUGCUAGUUUCUUAGUUGUGUGCCUGUUUGAUUUAACGGAAGAUUGUAAACGGUAUAUGUAAUUGAACUUUAAGCCUGUUCUGCCACAGCAAAUUAUUUUAACUAUAGAGUGCUUUUGACUUCCUGCUGUCAAGGCAUUUGUAACAUUAACUAGAGACAUCCUAGAGGAGUUAGGGUAUAACCAAAGUUGUGCUCUACAUUUUUUUCAGUGAGUUUACAAGAAGAACACUGUUUAAUUGUAUUUCUUUGUUGUGAACAGGCUGGCAAGAAAUAAGACGUUCGUAUCGUGGUGGAUUAAGUUUUUGAGAGGUAUCAGGUUACAGGAAUAUUCUGAGAAAUCUUUUUUAGCAUAUUGUGCUCUUUCUAAUUCUUUCAAUAACAUCUACCUGAAAAGGAAUAAUGUAGACAUGAAAGCGAAAGUGGGAACAUAGUAAGCCUGAGUUUAUUGUGGGUGGAUUGUGCUGAAUAAAGUUGAAUUCAAAAGGCAGAUUUGUGCUUUGCCAGUACUUUUGGAAGUUUCUAAUCUUUCAGUUGUCAGAAGAACAAAAGUUGUUUUUCAACACAGCAUAUAUAGUACAUUCCACAAAAUUAGAUUCCAAUUAUCAUUCACCAAAAAUUACCAUAGGUGUUAGAUUUUUGCUGAUCCUAUCAAAGCAUGAUGUAGAAAAGAGCAUGCUGGAGAUGUGUUGAAGAUUAAUGUAACUCAUUGAGAUUAGGUUCAUGAUUAAAUCUAUUUUGCAGGUGUUACAGCUGUGUUGCAAGUAACAAUUGUUAAAAUAAACUGCAGAUGGUUAAUCCAAUCAGUUUGAAGUGUAGAGUCAAUACCACAUGGUUGCAAGGCUGUAUAUAAGGCGAACCAUUGGUGAUGAAGAUCACUUUGCUAAUCUGAUCACACCUUUAUGAUUCUGAAGAUCUUUUACAGCUCAGAAUCUUACCAAGCUUUGCAUUUUAAACAAAAUCGUGCUCUUUCUGAAAAAUUUAUUUCAAUAGAAUAUUUAAAUUAUCCCUAUGAAGAAUCUUCAAGAAAAACUUUUGGUUGAGUGCAAUUCAUUUGCUUUCAGGAAAAUUUAUCUUACUGGUUUAAGAUAGUGUAAACUGUUCAGUAUAUGUUCUCUAGCUGUGAAUGGGAAUUCCAAACACUAAAGUGAUUUCUUUUAAAGAAUGGAAUAUUACAUUAGCAAUGUUAGGUAUGUAGAUCAGAAGCAAGGAGUGUGAGAGAGAGAACAGGUUACAGGAAAAUGGGAUUGAUGUGAUUGUGCUGACAGCUGGGAUAGACUCGAUGGGCUAAAUGGUCUUUACUUUAGUCUGAGGAAAGAUGAAACUAUGCUAACGUUCCAUGUAGUGAAAAUUAGGUUGGAAAGAUUUUGACAUAUUUUAACUAAUGUAAACUGUGGAAAAGUUAAUCUGACCAAAACAUGAAAAUACUGAUGAUAACACAAUUCUUUUUUAGAUUCUUGUUAAAGUAUAGCUCUGUUCUUUAGCGUUAUCUUCCCUUCGAAAAUUAUUUCCUUUUGUUUGGAAUCCUGAUUUCCCCUACCUAUGUCUUACUCAAGUGACCAUUAGUCAUAUUGUAAUAAUAUUUCUGGGCAAGUUGUUUGAACAGGAGCAUGACAAGCAAACUUGCCCUGAUCUGAUAAUUGUACAAGCAGUUAUAGCAACUGUUACUGAGUAACACUCUUGCAGUCAACGAAGGUGACUGAGUGUGGAAACUCAGUGGUGCUGUUGCAACUUCCUCUCGUGAAUGUAUGUGUAUCAGAUCAGGAUAGGUUCAGACCUGGAAAAGAAACAACUGAGGCUUCAAUUUCCUGUAAUGCUAAGUACUGUCCAGGUAAAUUAGGUAGAACUAAUUAGAUAGAAACCUUAACAGAAAUUAAGGGGACCAAAAGUUGACAAACUCCUUGGCUCUUGAAUUUAAAUCCAAGGACUUUUAAAGAUAUGGUAAAUGUGCUGGUUUUGUUCUUCCAGAAGAUGUAAGAUUCUACAAUAGUUUUUAUGAAUUGGAAGAUAGUAACUUUAACCUAUUCAAGAAAGGCAGGGAAUGCAAAAACAGGGAAACUGGGCUAGUUAGUUUUGCAUCCAUUUAGGGAAAAUGAUGGAAUCUGUUAUCAGGGAUAUUGGGACAGAGCACAUGGAAAAUAUAAAUAUGGUUCUAUGAAAGUGAAAGUAGGUUGAAACCAAAAUCUGCUGGGAAUUUUUGAGGUACAAACAAUCAUAUGAUGUAUAUGGAUUUUUAAAAGACAGUCAAGUGCACGCAAGAUUUUGUUUCACGAGAUGAGAAUGUUGUAUUGGCAUGGAUCGUAGAUUGGUUAAUAGAUGGGAAAUGGAGCAGAAAUGAAUGGAUCAUUUUCAGAAAGGCAAUGUGUAACCAUUUUGAUUCCACAAAGUUCAGUGCUUGACUGUUUGGACCAAGUGUUUGUUUCCAGUUUGUCUUGGCAUUUAGGCAGGCUUUUAGGAGGUUGCAGAUACAGUGAUGGUAUAUAAUGUAGAGAAAUGAUUAGGCAAGAAGGUGAAAAAUGGAGUAUAGCCUAUUAAGUUAGGACAUUGAUUAGAAGAAUUCAACAGCAUUUUUCAUACAUUUGAAAAAUGACUAAAUGUUGCAGGGGAAAUGGGGUGCAAAGGUAAGGAGGUCUAGCUACAAUUGUAAAGAUCUUCACUGAGACCAUAACUAGUGUAUUUUGAAUGGUUUUGGUCUCUCUGACAAAAGAAUCUUAAAGAGCUGCUCCAAAGGUGCUUAAAAGGGCUGCUCCAAAAGUUCACCAGAUUGAUUCCUGGAAUGAGUGGGCAAUUUUAGAUAAUUUGAGACUCUGGCCCAUGUACUCCAGAGUGUAGAAGACUAGGACACAAGGUUCUUGGGGUAUCUAAAAUUGCAGAGAUAGUUUCCCUCACUUGGAGAGUGGAGAACCAGUGGACAUAGUUUCAGGAUAAAAGGUCAACUGUUUAGUACUGAGGCAUGACUUCAUUUAGAAUUGGGCAUCUUUGGAAUUCUCUGUUCCAGGGGAGUUCUAGGUACCUAGUCAAUGAGCAUACUCAGUAAUGAGAUGGUUAAAUUUUAGAUAGUAAAAGAAUCAACAGAUAUAGGGAUAGGGUGGGAAAGUGUAAAUGAUUAAAAAGUUCAUCCAUAAUCUUGUUGCAUGAACAAAGCAAGCCUGGAAGGGCUGUACAGUCUGUUCGUGCUUCCACUCCCUGUAUUUUAUAUCUUUUGUCAUUAAUUGCAUUUGCAUUUAUUUGAAGGCCAACAAUUAGGAAGAUGACAUGGAAGAUUUUCCAUGCAAGUUGAAGGCAAAUAUCUAAACUGGUGGUUUUUAGAAGAUGAUCUGAAAAUUAACUCAAGUAUGACCCCUUAUUAUCUCAGUUACAGAUGCAGCAACCCAACAGAGGUCAACUUUAUGAAUUGACAUUUUGGGUCAUCAGAUUGAACCUGGUCCUGAAGACCGGUACUUAAUUUGCUGAAAUUCUACAUCGGUUUUUAGUUUUCCAAAAUGACAAUUUAAUAGCUAUUGCUUGGAUUUCACUUGCAAACUGAAGGACAUUGAAUUAAAGUUAAUUAACAACAAAUGGAAGUGCAGCAACAGAGGGCUGUCAUUAUCAAUAUGAAAAAUAUGCUUGUGUUUGCAUUAAUUUUUGUAGGUUUUGGAAGUUGAUUGUUGUGGACUCCAAUGUAAAAGUAUAUGUCUGUACAUAAUGCAUUCCAUAGAAACUCUCAGGUAUUUGUAUGUUUUGAAGUCUGUGAUAUUUUAGUCAGGAUCUUUACAUUCAUCAGCCAAAAUUAAGACGUAGGCAUUUGGGAAUUUGGCUGCUUUCUGGAGAACUUACAGACUGCUUUUGAAUCUUGACUCAGUCACAAAGAAUAACUUCCAUUUAUUUGCACCUUUAACAUAGUAGUAAAGUCCAAUGAUGCUUUAACAGACACUGCAUAUUUUUUUGAAAUUGGAAAUAUUGAGGUUGUGGCAAAAGUUGGUCUUGAACUCUGUUACUACAAUUUACUUUUACACAAUACAAAUCAUUGUUUUUUUUCCCUCUGGUCUGUUUUAAUGGCUGCUCAGCUAUCUUUAUAGCAGUCUGUGAUCUAUUGUAUUUGUACAGAUACACAGUAUAGUUUUUAUUUUUCUCUUUGUACUUCAUAUUUAUUUGCUUUCAUAUGCAACAGAUUUUAUAUGAACAUUCCAACUCAUCUGCUUUUGUCUGUCUACCUUGCAUUUGUUUGCAUGUAUCCCUGUGUGCCACUUAAAUUUGUAGUUUUAUAUAUUUUCCAUUCCACAUUUAUCUUUUAUUGGCUGCCUGAUUUCUGCUGAACAAAGUUACACUACAGAGGAAUAACUAUGUUUUUAAAAUGCAGCUAAAAAAAAUUGGAAAUACAAAUUCUAUCUUAUACUUGGCAAUAUUCUAAAGCUGAUCAAAGAAACAAAUAAAAUAUUAAAAUUCUUCAGGUUGCUAUGGCCAAACAACACAAUGUAACAUUUGCCACUGUCUAGGAAGCUAAUAUCCCGCACGUACAAUAAAGUGCACGUUGUUAAUUAUUCUGCACUAAACACAUCUGUCGUCUUUGCCAAUUCUUUUGAUAUAAAAUGUGUUAAUUGUACUAUGCCUUUCACAUUGCCUAGAAAAUGUAACAUUGUGAAACUGUAAUUUAAUAUGUUUAAUGUCUCCAGGCAAAGUAACCUUUAUCUUUCUAGCCAACUUAAAGUGGAGUCAAUGGUACCUCAAUAUGACCCAACAAAUCAUUUAAAUUAUUGUACCAAACAAUGCUGGAGGACAGAUUUUUUUAUAUAGAUUGUAGAAUUAAUUUUGUCACUUUUAAAAUCUGUAACAUGUAAUUUGAUUAAAACAGACAUUUUUACUGACAAGAGUUUUCACUGAAACUCUGCAUAUUGAGUUAAAAGCUAUUGAAGUCAUGAUCAACCUAUUGCUGUUGUAUGCAAAUACGUUUCUCAAAAUUUUGGAUUUGUAUCCAUCUUUAUGAGCCCAAUAUUAUCUAGAAGGUAAUAUUGGCAAUCUAAAACUGGUUACUGUUGUCUACUUUCUAGAGCUGCUCUCUCCGUAGGGGUUGAAUGUCGCCACUUGAAAAGGCGAUUAAUCACUAACAUCACAUGUCAAACUAAACAUAAUGCUGUGUGAAAUAUGAAUGUUACUGUUAACUGCCUUUACAUUCACUAUAUGCAUUCAAUUGUUUUUAUAUUUAAUCCAGUUGAAAUAAAGUGCU
Molecule: messenger RNA, 7099 nt
Organism: Pristis pectinata (smalltooth sawfish)
Lineage: Eukaryota; Metazoa; Chordata; Chondrichthyes; Rhinopristiformes; Pristidae
Gene: ro60
Product: Ro60, Y RNA binding protein
Exons: 9
Coding region: 142-1806 (554 amino acids)
Cellular component (GO): ribonucleoprotein complex
Molecular function (GO): RNA binding
Source: RefSeq, a predicted model, not a curated record